Molecule: messenger RNA, 333 nt
Organism: Exophiala spinifera
Lineage: Eukaryota; Fungi; Ascomycota; Eurotiomycetes; Chaetothyriales; Herpotrichiellaceae
Exons: 2
Coding region: 1-333 (110 amino acids)
Cellular component (GO): mitochondrion
Source: RefSeq, a predicted model, not a curated record
AUGGCUUCUGCGUCAAGAGGUCGACUAUUAGAGCUUGCAAAGCUCCAAUGCUCAAUAUUCUCUACCACGUUCAACCCCAACCAACAGCGACUGGGUAACAAAAUCCUCCGAGCGAGAUUACGAGGUCCUGCGCUGGCCUCAUACUAUCCGAGACGAUCGACUACUGUGGAGGACAUGCUGAACGAGUUUAAGAGAUUUGACUUGGAAGGAAGCAACGAAGACGAAGAUGCCAGACUCGAAAACAUCCAGCUCGCCAAACUUCGAGGCAAGGGUGCUCCCAAAAAGAAGCGGACGGCAGAAGAGAGUCGGUUGAAGAAGGGCAAAAAGAAAUAG